Molecule: messenger RNA, 1287 nt
Organism: Myripristis murdjan (pinecone soldierfish)
Lineage: Eukaryota; Metazoa; Chordata; Actinopteri; Holocentriformes; Holocentridae
Gene: kcnk15
Product: potassium channel, subfamily K, member 15
Exons: 2
Coding region: 1-1287 (428 amino acids)
Biological process (GO): stabilization of membrane potential; potassium ion transmembrane transport
Cellular component (GO): plasma membrane
Molecular function (GO): outward rectifier potassium channel activity; potassium ion leak channel activity
Source: RefSeq, a predicted model, not a curated record
AUGAAGAAGCAAAAUGUCCGGACCCUGUCGCUCAUCCUCUGCAUGUUCUCGUACUUGCUGGUCGGCGCUGCGGUGUUUGACGCUCUGGAGUCCGAGUCGGAGAGCUCCCGCAGACGCAUCUUGGAGCAGAAGCGCAGCGAGAUGAAGAAGAAGUACCGCUUCUCCGAGGACGACUACCGAGAAAUCGAGCGAGUGGUGCUGCAAGCUGAGCCUCAUCGUGCCGGGAGACAAUGGAAAUUCGCAGGCUCUUUUUACUUUGCCAUAACAGUCAUCACCACCAUUGGUUAUGGACAUGCAGCACCAGGAACAGACGCAGGAAAGGUCUUCUGCAUGUUUUAUGCUGUGCUGGGCAUUCCUCUCACUUUAGUCAUGUUCCAGAGCCUGGGAGAAAGGAUGAACACAUUCGUCCGCUAUCUCCUACGUAAGGUGAAACAAUGCCUGGGCUUUCGGCACACUGAGGUGUCCAUGGAGAACAUGGUCUUGGUGGGCUUCCUGUCCUGCAUCGGAACGCUGUGUGUGGGAGCUGCAGCUUUCUCCCACUUUGAGGGAUGGAGCUUUUUCCACGCUUACUACUACUGCUUCAUCACACUCACCACCAUUGGCUUCGGGGACUUUGUGGCCCUGCAGAAAAAGGAGGACCUCCAGGAGAAGACGCCCUACGUGGCUUUCAGCUUCAUGUACAUUCUGGUGGGGCUGACGGUCAUCGGGGCCUUUCUAAACUUAGUGGUGCUUCGCUUCCUCACCAUGAACACUGAGGAUGAGAGGAGAGACGCCCAGGAGAGGGCUUCACUGAAGAGGGAUAGAGGCCUUUUAGAUGGGACCCUGGGCCUCCAUGUUGUAGGGGAACAAAGCAGAGCUGACCACCGGGGCAGGAGCAACAUGUUGCACAGUCGGAGCCACAGCACCCUUUUCCUCCCGAUGGAGGAGGGAACAAGCCGCACCAACCUCAUCGCUUCCCCAGUAGAGGAGCAGGAGAGAAGGAGCACGGCUUGCAGACAGAGGCUGCAUUUUCAGAUAAAGGCAGACAGAUGCAGGGCAGAAUCAAGCCUGGGCUCCCUCUGUUCCUGCGUGUGCUACCGCCUGGGAAUUUGUGAUAGUCCCCUUAUGUCACACAGUGAACACCUUGGCUGCCAUAUCAAUUCUGUUUACUACAACUCUAUCUCGUAUAGGAUCCAGGGCUGCUCGCCAAGCUCCAGGGACAAUACUGGACUCUCCUCUCCAGGAAGCACACUCUCACCUGGGCACAGCUUCAGGGAGUUUCCGCGUUUUCGGAGGAAGUCAGUGUAG